Chelonia mydas (Green sea turtle) is the source of this 1329-nucleotide messenger RNA. It is a transcript of the gene AK3, whose product is annotated as adenylate kinase 3. The record is from RefSeq and is a predicted model, not a curated record. Bases 193 to 807 code for a protein of 204 amino acids. NCBI's taxonomy places the organism in Eukaryota, Metazoa, Chordata, Testudines, Cheloniidae. Gene Ontology annotation, biological process: nucleobase-containing compound metabolic process. Gene Ontology annotation, molecular function: AMP kinase activity; ATP binding. Gene Ontology annotation, cellular component: cytoplasm; mitochondrion. The transcript has 5 exons.
UAGGCAGCGCUUCCACUUCCUGGCCCGGCGAGUGCAGCGCAGUCCCGCAGCGGCUGAGCCCGCGCCCGCCCCGCUAGCCCAGGGCUCCGCGCCGCACGGGAUGCGCAGCGGCCGCAGCCCCUGAGAAGGGUUCCCCGGGCGCCGGGCCGCGAAACGGGUCCCCUCUCGCCAGCCCUAGCGCGGCGGCUCGGCAUGGUGGUGCGGCCGCUGCUGCGGGCCGUGAUCAUGGGCCCGCCGGGCUCCGGCAAGGGCACCGUGUCCUCCCGCAUAGUCAAGCACUUCGCCCUGAAGCACCUCUCCAGCGGGGACCUGCUCCGCGGCAACCUGCAGAGAAGGACAGAGGUCGGUGUCAUUGCCAAGACCUACAUCGAUCAAGGGCAGCUUAUUCCAGAUGAUAUCAUGACACGGUUGAUGCUGAAUGAGCUGAAAAAUCUAUACCAGUACCACUGGCUGCUGGAUGGUUUUCCCAGAACAGUUCCACAGGCAGAAGCUCUGGAUGAAACAUGUCAGAUAGAUACUGUGAUUAACUUGGAUGUGCCAUUUGAGACAAUUAAACAACGGCUCACUGCACGCUGGAUCCAUCCUGGUAGUGGCAGAGUCUACAAUCUUGAAUUCAAUCCUCCCAAAGAUGUUGGCCUUGAUGAUAUUACCAGAGAGCCACUUGUUCAGCGUGAUGAUGAUAAGCCAGAGACUGUUACCAAGAGACUGAAGGCUUAUGAGGCACAGACAAAGCCUGUUCUGGACUAUUACCGUUCAGUAGUGACUACCUCAGAGCGCUUUUUCUCCUUUGGAAUACACCAGAUCUGAUAUGGUCACUAACUUCGCUCUCCCUUUCAUGUGUACCACUCUAGAAACAAAGCAUGAAACCUUUGACAUACCUAGGUUCUUCUUUUAGAAAACAGACGGUUGCUCUUGGGGCUGAACUCUUACAUGUCAACAAUGUUGCCAAUACACCUCCACCAGGACAACCUUUGAAGUAUCUUUCAACUCUGAAGUGGAGAUACUGAUUUGUCUACACUUGUUCUUUUGUCUCGCCUUUAGAAAAAAAGGUGUACUGGAAUCUUUCUCUGGAACAGAAACCAACAAGAUCUGGCCAACGGUGCAUGCUUUCCUCCAAACCAAAUUACCAGAAGUGAGCCAGCAGGAAGCUGCCCCACACAGAUGAAGUUGGGUCUUUGUUGGUAAGCACAAGCUACCAGCUGUCUCCAUUUUCAGAGUGAUUGUCUAGAAUAUUAGAAACUUGCAAAAAUCAUGGUUUUGUUUUACUGUUUGAUAGGCCAAACAGAUCAGUAGCUAAGAUCUAAUCUCCAACUGUCACCCCUCAGCUUU